AUGAGUGCUAAAGACUACUCAUAUUCACAGCGUCCGACGUUAAGACGAAUCAUAUGGAUAUCCUAUGCUAGAUUGAUUACUUUUUUUAUACCUGAUGUCUUAUUGCAUUAUAUAGCCGGCUUACAUACUUCUGGAUCAAGAAUCGCAUGGCGUGAAAAGAUGGCAUUAGUUUCAUUAUUUUUAUUUUCAGCAACUUGUCUAUGCUUUUGGUUGGAAUACGUCUCGAGUCUUUUUUGUAACCCAAUCAAGUACUAUUAUUACCGUGAUGUCCUUGCCAACAAUUCUAAACUUUCAGCCAUUCAUGGUACCGCUGUAGACUGGUCAGGUUAUUCCUCAGACGCAGCCAAUUUUAUAAAAGAGCAUCCUCAUCAGGAUCUAUCUUACAACUUUCCAAGAUUUUUACAUCUUAGCCAAUCCAAUAUUGAUUACAAUGAACCUAUACUCAACAAUUGCAUCUAUUCUUUAAACAUGACAGACAGAGCCGACGCCUGGCUCAAGCAUUAUCUCACAAAGCAUCCUGGAUAUGACUAUCAAGAUGGCACCCUAUUGCACUGCCCUAUUCCCGGUAAGCCCAAUAUGACAGGUGCACCUUGUUUUGAUGGAACAAGUGCAAUGGAUGAAUACAGAAUAAAAGGAGACGUUCUCUAUGAUCCAUAUAGUGUAAAAAAGUAUUAUUCUGCUUUACCUUCAACCAACAAUAUGACAAGACAGGCGUUUGUUAUUUUGGAUGGAGCAGUGCUUGAUGUCACCGCCUAUCUGCUAGGAGCAACCGAUACUGUCAUCAUUGCACCACAUUACACAUCUCGAUCAUUUGCAAUUGAUCGCACCUUUCUUCCAACUGAUUUAUCGCUUUACUUGUAUACACAUCUUGGCACAGACAUAUCAGACUUUUUCGAUUCAGAUGACACCGUAGACUAUGGUGUAUACCGCCAGUGCCUCAUCUAUCUCUUUCAAACAGGUGUUUCGCACAUAUCUGCGGGCUGUGCUCGAAGCAACCCUGCGAUGUGGGCUACCUUGGGCAUAGGAUUAAUCUAUUUCUUUUUUAAAAUCAACUUGGGCCAAUUCAUUCGUAUACCCUUCAUUCAAAGAAUCAUAUCUUCAUCAGCUCCAGAACACUCCUCAUCGCUCAUUUCUCAAUCUCAAGGCUGGCCCUAUACUCUCCUGAUGGUACCCUGUUUUGCAGAAUCAUCAGACACUUUGAAGCAAACGCUAGAUACAUUGGCAAGGUCAAGCUAUGAUGAUGCAAAAAAGCUUCUUUUGUUCGUUUGUGAUGGUGUCGCUGUCAAUGACAAGGCUAAAAAGGAGACCUAUAAACUAUUACUCGAGUCACUUGGUUACAGCAGCUUUAUCGAGGAACCUAUUCCACGAGCCUAUAUCUCGCUGGGCCAAGGUAAACGGCGCAUUAAUUAUGCCAAGGUUUAUUCUGGGUACUACGAGACAGGCCGUAAUCGAGUACCUUACUUGGUCAUUGUCAAGAUUGGUAAUCCAAAGGAACGGCUAGCAUCACAUCCUGCGCCUCCUGGCAACCGAGGUAAACGAGACUCGUUAGUGAUGAUCUUUGGUUUUCUGGAGAGAUGCAUGAAUCUAUCUAAUAACUUGAUCACACCAUUGGAUUAUGAAAUAUUCAAUCAAUGCUAUAAUGUGUUAGGUAUAGAUCCUCGCUAUUUCAAAUACCUUAUGAUGACGGAUGCUGACGUCCAAGUUCAAAGUGAUGUUGUCCAUAAGCUUGUCUUGCGUCUAGAGCACGAUUGCAAGAUGCUUGCUGUCAGUGGUCAUGUCAGGCCGGCCAAUCCAGAAGAAAAUCUUAUUACUAUGAUGCAGAUCUUUGCUGUCUAUAUGGAUUUUUUUUCUGGUCUCGCUUACGAAGCAUGCUUUCGUAGUGUCAAGACAAUCAAUGGCGGCCUCGUCAUGUUUAAAAUAUGGUCUGAAAAGGAGCCUUUAAAGAGACAGCGAAAGAAUCCAGAGCAAGAGGAAACAGCAAACAAGUGGCCUAAAAUAAGCGAUGAAAUUAUCAUUACAAACCCAUUUGCUGACAGCAACAUGGUAGAUGACUCGGCCAGUACUGCAACAAUCAGUAGUGCUGUUUAUAACAGAUCAAUCAUCAGAGCCAGCAAGGCAACAAUAGCAAGUAAAUUACGGCCAGACUCACGUUUGAACCUGUCUCCCAGCAUGAACGUCCAGGCGUGCUGUGUUCACCCAACAGUCCUACGAGGCAUAUGUACACCACAACCCAAUACGAUGCACAUGCAAAAUGUAUUACUGCUAGGUGAAGAAAGAUACCUAUCUAUUGUCUUGUUGGCAUCGCACCCAGACCACCGACUUGGAUUUGCUCCAGAUGCCGAAGGAUACGCCACGCUGGCUAACAACUUCUUUUCCUUACAGGCGUUACAAACACGGCAUAUGCGUGCAGCUUUCCAUAUCCGACUUGAAAUGCUUCGUGUCUCAUGGCGAUUGGGAUUCUCAUAUUGGAUACUAUCUUGUUUUGAAAUCGUCGACACCAUGUUUUCGAUACCCACCACUAUCUAUGUCUAUAUCAUUUUUGUAAGAUCAGUUAAGGGCGUGGGUAUGUCCAACAGACUGUUUGCAUAUGCUUUUGGUGGAUUACUUGCACUGCAUGUCUUGAUAUUCUUUGUCAGUCGUCGAAAAUACAUUAUAUGGUUUGCCCUCUACUGUGUGCUCUCGGUUCCUCUAUUUUCAAUUUGGUUUCCAGUAUUGGCUCUGUGGCAAAGUGACUACGCUGGUCGUUGGUACGAUGUCUGGCCAGUUGCAACCUUACGGCAUCACUCAGCUCGUAGACAUGGGAUUUUAGAAGACGAAGGUGCUCAUGAUCAAACGACGGGAAGAGAAGAAGAAGCCAAAGAUGACGCAAAUGAACUAGUGAGGUUAACUUUAAGUCAAUUUGAUGCGAUUGAAAUGGAAAGACAACGCCAAGCAGCCGAGGCAGCCUUGGAUUCGAACUUUGAAGAGUUCUCAGCUAGCACCCAGCAUCCGUAUAAAAGUGGAACUAGCCAUGCUUCAAAUUCACCCACUGCUAUCUAUUCUCCUCCAACGGCUCAGAUCUGGGACGGGUUACGGUCCACCCGUAUAGCAUAUCAACAUACAGCUACAUCUAGUAGCCUUCAACGCUCCAACAGGCAGCCAACUCUAGAUACCACUCACUCACGGAUAGACAAGAAUAGUACGACUACGAGUAACCCAUUUGACGACGACUACUCGACUGUAGAAUAUAAGAAGCCUGUAGACGCAAAUCAUCGUCGUUGGUUUAACUAUUCCCAUUCAUCAGUUGAAAGCUACAAACAAGAAGAUAAUUUGACACGAGAAGGGGUGAAUGAGCCAGAUGGAGCAAAUGAAUUAGUAUUAGAAGAUGAUUGUUCACUAGAUGAUCGUGGAUCCACACUUUCAAUCAUAUCAAAUACCUUUUCAAUCAUACCUGAUCAGGACACAAUAACUCAACGGCAGCCAACUCAUCGAUUCGACCCUUCUGCUGCCUAUACCCCACAAACUUAUCUACCCGAAGAAGGUCGAGUAAGAGCGAUACAUACAAAUCUUAAUCAGAUGGCAUCAUCGGAUGGUAUUCGUCAUAUGAACCUUAUUUAUCGACAGCAAUCAAGGCCACAAAAAGAAAAUAUAACACACAAGAUAGGGAAUGAUAAACCGUCCUUUCACUCCUUCAAAUAUCGAACUGAGCAAGCCUCCAAUCGAUCGACCGAAGCAACAAGCGGAACAGAGUCUUUUAUACAGAAACAAGGCUAG
Rhizopus microsporus ATCC 52813 is the source of this 3753-nucleotide messenger RNA. RefSeq lists its product as uncharacterized. The coding region runs from base 1 to 3753 and encodes 1250 amino acids. Gene Ontology annotation, cellular component: cell septum; cell periphery. The transcript is spliced from 3 exons. Lineage: Eukaryota; Fungi; Mucoromycota; Mucoromycetes; Mucorales; Rhizopodaceae. The record is from RefSeq and is a predicted model, not a curated record. Gene Ontology annotation, molecular function: chitin synthase activity.